CGAGCCGGUGACCGCGCCCCCCACGCACGCCCCCGGCCCGACGGCCGCGAUGACGCCGCGCCCCGCGCUGUUGCUGCCGCCGCUGCUGCUGCUGCUGCUGCCGCUGCUGCUGGGGGCCCCCCCGCCAGCCGCCGCCGCCAGAGGGCCCCCGUGGAUGGCAGACAAGGUGGUCUCCCGGCAGGUGGCCCGGCUGGGCCGCACUGUGCGGCUGCAGUGCCCGGUGGAAGGGGACCCGCCACCCCUGACCAUGUGGACCAAGGAUGGCCGCACCAUCCACAGCGGCUGGAGCCGCUUCCGCAUGCUGCCCCAGGGGCUGAAGGUGAAGGAGGUGGAGGCCGAGGACGCAGGCGUGUACGUGUGCAAGGCCACCAACGGCUUCGGCAGCCUCAGCCUCAACUACACGCUCGUCGUGCUGGAUGACGUGGGUCCAGAGAAGCAGAGCCCAGGCCUGGACGGCUCCUCAGGGGGCCCGGAGGAUCCAGCUGGUCAGCAGUGGGCACGGCCCCGCUUCACACAGCCCUCCAAGAUGAGGCGCCGGGUGAUUGCGCGGCCCGUGGGCAGCUCUGUGCGGCUCAAGUGCGUGGCCAGCGGCCAUCCACGGCCCGACAUCACGUGGACAAAGGACGAUCAGGCCUUGAUGCACGCGGAGGCUGGCGAGCACCGGAAGAAGAAGUGGACGCUGAGCCUGAAGAACCUGCGGCCCGAGGACAGCGGCAAAUACACCUGCCGCGUGUCGAACCGCGUGGGCGCCAUCAACGCCACCUAUAAGGUGGAUGUGAUCCAGCGCACCCGCUCCAAGCCCGUGCUGACGGGCACGCACCCCGUGAACACCACGGUGGACUUCGGCGGGACCACGUCGUUCCAGUGCAAGGUGCGCAGCGACGUGAAGCCGGUGAUCCAGUGGCUGAAGCGCGUGGAGUACGGCGCCGAGGGCCGCCACAACUCCACCAUCGACGUGGGCGGCCAGAAGUUCGUGGUGCUGCCCACGGGCGAGGUGUGGUCGCGGCCUGACGGCUCCUACCUCAACAAGCUGCUCAUCGCGCGCGCGCGCCAGGACGACGCAGGCAUGUACAUCUGUCUGGGCGCCAACACCAUGGGCUACAGCUUCCGCAGCGCCUUCCUCACCGUGCGGCCAGACCCCAAGCCGCCAGGGCCGCACGUGGCGCCCUCGGCCCCGGCCACAAGCCUGCCCUGGCCCGUGGUCAUCGGCAUCCCAGCGGGCGCCGUCUUCAUCCUGGGCACCGUGCUGCUGUGGCUGUGUCAGGCCAGGAAGAAGCCCUGUGCCCCUGGCCCCGUCCCCGGCCCGCGCCCGCCCGGCGCUGCCCGGGACCGCGGCGGGGACAAGGACCUGCCCGCGCUGGCCCCCCUGGGUGCAGCCCCUGCUGGGGGGCUGUGUGAGGACCUCGGGCCCCCAGCCGCCUCCCAGCACCUGCUGGGCUCAGGCCCGGCUGCGGGCCCCAAGCUGUACCCCAAGCUAUAUGCAGACGUGCACACACACACACACACCCACUGCCACACGCACGCCCACGUGGAGGGCAAGGUCCACUAUCAGUGCUAGGUGGCCUCUCGGCGCCAGGUGCUAUGGGCAGGUGUGUGGGUGCCAGGCCCAGCCCGGGGCGGGGCGGGGACCCUGGGGCACCCUGUGUGUGGCACCACA
Lepus europaeus (European hare) is the source of this 1657-nucleotide messenger RNA. It is a transcript of the gene FGFRL1, whose product is annotated as fibroblast growth factor receptor like 1. Lineage: Eukaryota; Metazoa; Chordata; Mammalia; Lagomorpha; Leporidae. Gene Ontology annotation, molecular function: fibroblast growth factor binding; fibroblast growth factor receptor activity. The record is from RefSeq and is a predicted model, not a curated record. Gene Ontology annotation, cellular component: plasma membrane.